AAUUACUUCUAAAGUGAAAUGCAUAUUCAUUGUUUAUGAUUUUUCGGUUUUCUCCGUACGAUCUCAGAAACAAACACAGUGAACUAUUGUUAAGGUAUUUCUCCCGAAUUACUUUAUUGGAUAAGUAUAGCUGUUCAUUGUGCAUGUGUGUGUAGGGUGUGUGAAGUCACGUAGUGAACCUUACAUAGCAAAAUAGGCAUAUGCAACAACAACAGAGUUUUUUUUUCUGAACAAAAGAUCAUCGCUGAUUACCCGCAGAGGUAAAAUGCACAAAAUAGUAUAGUACUAUGUACCUAUUUACGAAACUAUUGUGAAACACAAACACCACCAAACCACAGAUGAUGAUGUAGCAUGUCAGACUGAUAUCGAUAAAACUCAUAUUCUAGACGUAUUCCACAUUUCACGACAGCUUUCACCUCGUCUCCGCAACGAUUUAGUGACAUAACAUAAGGCAGAGAAGAAGCUUGAGCUGUUAGGUCAUCACUAAAAAUAAAGCUGACCUUGUACGGCACACCUUCAACUGAGCUACUUACGGUUGAAUGGAUGGAUACCGUAGGUGGUUGGACGAACGCAUCAGGGAAGGAGUGGAACGACACACAUCACAAUUUACAGAGGACAAGCUAAUCCCAGUCUCCCACGAGUCCCACCAGCAGGACCCAACACCCACACCCAAAGACAUCCCACUCCCAGACUCCAGACCCAGAGUCCGGGUGUCAGCUGUGAGAACGUAAACAUAACAAUUCAACACCGCCUUUCUUUUUCUAACUCAAGAGGACCAUCUUAUACUAGGAUAUGGGGAAGUAUGGCUUGCAGGUUCCAAACUGUCCUGAAUAGAUGGAGAAGACAACUGUGUUGCUUCAUCUGAAACAAGUGAUCUAGGCGGAAAAUUAGCUGAAGCAUCAACAAGUGGAGUCUGUUGAGAUUUGAUUCAUGCAGCAUGAUCACAAUUGUGUAUAAGGACUGCAUUAAAACAGAAUGAAGCCUGGUGAUAUUUGUCGAUGUAUCUCAGAUUUUAGUGGUGUGCUACCUGAGGAAAUUACUGUCUAUAAAAAUGACAUAUUACAGAUACACUCAGUGGUUGAUCGUCACUGGGUGGAAGCUGAGGGUGGGGGCGCAGUGGGCCGUGUCCCCUCCAGUGUCAUAGUCAAAACAGAUCUUCCAAAACAUAAUGCAGGUAGUCCAGUUUUUGUUGCUGCAGCUGAUUUUCAGCCAGCUCAGGCAGGAGAUCUUGGCUUUGCUAGAGGUGAUUUUAUUAUUGGAUUGAAUCCAGUAGAUGAUGCCUGGUGGUGUGGUGAAGUUUUUGGAAAAAAAGGAAUAUUCCCUCUAAAUUUUGUGUGGAAAGUAAAUGAAGACAUAAUUGAGGUUGAAGAUACUGCAGAAAAAGCAGUGUGUAUGAUGGGCCAAGUUAGAAGGAGUCUCCGGGCUCAGCUACCAGAAGAGUUGAAUCUUUAUGCAGGAGACAUUGUAAAUAUCACCCACAUAGUAGAUAAGGAUUGGUACAGAGGGGAGAGCAAUGGAUCUACUGGAAUAUUUCCCUGUGACUUUGUUGAUAUUAUUGAGACUUCAAAUGUGCCUUCACCAUCUGCCCUCUCACAGCAAGCCCCAGCUCCAGACUAUUUUCCUGUUGAUAAUUACCAAGACCCAGGCAGUGAUUUUCUAACAGACAGGCCUGGAAACACAGUAGCGUCCACUGAAGUACCUUAUGAAGUCAAUGCUGGCCAGUUAAUGUCUAACAUUAGUGAUGCAGACUCUAGUUCUGUUAGAGCAAUUAUAGAACCCCUUUCCUCUGACCCUCCUGCCACUCUGUCCAAAACAUCCACUCACUGGAAGACCAUUGAUGCCAGUGAUGAUAUUGAUUUGCUUGAUGAUGAUUAUUUUAAGCAGAAUAUGCCUGGUUUAUUCUCCUCUGGUUCUAACAAAAAUGCCACAAGGGGCAUGUGUGAUCCUCAGCUAAUUAUCCCUCCUUUCAGCCAAGAAAGUGCCUCAGAUUCUUUCACUAACUUGAAACCAAGAUAUGAAAAUGUUUCAGGUUCCUUUGCAGCUUAUGUGAACAGAGAAAAUACUCAGUCUGAUGAGCCAUCAGAUACAUUAUACAGAUAUGAGAACAUAAAUGAAGACAUUGUUACAAAAACAAAUUCUGACCAGUAUGAGAGUGCUCCAGAUGCUGAUUUGAAUGGUUUUGGACAUGUUCAGCAAAUGAGUGCCUUAGUUAAUACUCAAGAUGGUGGAUGUGAAGAUCUGCUCAAUUCCUUAUCUAAGGAAGUAGAGGAGUAUUUUUCACAGAACAUGUUAAACAAUAAUAAAGACAAUGUAACUAAUAACAACAAUGUUCACAACAACCUGAUUAAACAAUAUAGCACAAUGUCGUCUCCAGGCUACAAUGAGGACAAUACGGGAAUUGAACCAUAUGGCAAAGCAAUCUUUUCAUUCAAGGCACAGUAUCCUAAUGAACUAACUUUCAAAAAGGGAGAUAUCAUACAUCUUCUGAAACACAUUGACUCUCAUUGGACUCUGGGACAACUUGGAAAUUGUAAGGGAAUAUUUCCUACAUCUUAUGUAGACAUAAUUGUGAAUUGCCUUCAUAAUGAAGAGGAGAUGUUUUUAGCUAGAGCUGAUACUAUGGCACAGCCAUAUUUAGGUUAUGCUAAAGCAGAAUAUAGUUUUGAAGGAGUUCAAGCAGGUGAUGUGACAAUGUCAAAAGGAGAUAUUUUGAAAGUGAUAAAAUUUGUUGAUGAUAAUUGGGUUAUAGCUGAAAAUUUGAGUGGUUCAAAAGGUAUGUGUCCCCAGAAUUAUCUCUCAAUGCUGUUUGAGUUAACUUCAAAACCACAAGAGAUCAGUUCUCAAAUACCAGAUGCAUCAUCAGAGCAAAGUUGUGAGAGAGAAUCUAGGCAACUCAUGCAAACUACCACACCUUCCUCUCGGUCAAGAAGUGCCUCCCCAUACAACAUGGCAGGAAGUAGAAGGUCCUAUAAUAAGGGUGAUUUUGGAAGUAUUAAACAACAGGAAGUGGAAUCAGUUCUUGCAAAAAAUAUAGCAUCCCUAGAUACAGCAUGUAAGAGUACUACACUCACUGAUAAAAGACCCAGUGAAAGUGUGUUUACUGAGAGAGAAGUAUCAGAACUUAUGACAAAAUCCGAAAUUGGACCUCCAGUCAUACCACCUAGAGUGUCCAGGUCUUUGUCAGGUGGUGCUGGACCUACCAGCACAGCUUCUGAUGCUAGCAAGUCUGAAGAAUGUAAUUCUGUAGCAGAUAAGAAACCAGCUGUAGCUCCUAGAACUAAAAAUAUUCCUCCAGUGCCACCCAGAGUUAGUGUCGGGAAAAUUAACUCUGUGAAAUCAGUAUCAAAAGAAGAUGAGCAGGAAAUUACCAGUACUGAAAUUUUCACUUCAAAAUCUGUACAACCUAAGCCUCCUGCUGAGCCAAUUUAUUCCAAAGUUUUGAAGCCCCAAUCAGGCAAGACUUUAUCAUCUAAUAAACUCCAGUUACGAUUAUCAAGGAGGGAAACAGUUUCUGGAAGUGGUCAGUUGAUUCGUGGUGAUAGUGCAAGUAGUGCUUCGUUUCCAGAUGAUGUAUCUAAUGUCUCAUUGAAUAAUGAAGGAACAUAUCCGUCUGAAGCUCAGAAUGGGAACACCUCUCCUGCUAUAUUGCCACAAAGACCAGCUCCUCCACCUCCUCCAAAGCUUGAAGAGAGUGAAGAAUAUUAUUCCUUGCCACCUGAAGUUGAAAGUGAUAUCACUCAGACUUCAGUUAAAUCAUUGCAUAUGGACAGUGCAGCUUCCCAGGCCACCACAUCCGUUAAUACUGAAGAUGAUGAUAAUGGUCGAUAUGAAGCAAUUGAAGAAGAAGUCAAAAGUGAAGAGGAUGCUAAGGUUAAACCAAGAGUGGAUAUACGUCGGGAGUUGAUGCAAGAAAUUGUAACAACAGAGCAUGAAUACAUUCAUGAUCUUGAGGCACUCAUGCAGGUCAUACGGUUAGCCCCUUCACAAAAAGAAUCACAGUCUGUGGACUUGGAUGCCCUUAUGGGAAAUAUCUCUCAGGUUGUAAGUGUUGCAAAAAGGCUUCUUUCUCAUCUCGAUAGUGUUGCAUAUGAAACUGAUGAGAAUCUGCGAAUAGGUCGAGUCUUCCUACUAUGUGCCCCUGAUCUCUGUGACGUCUACAAAAUCUACUGCUCAAACCACAAUGUUGCAGCAGAGCCUUUGCUUAGGAAGUAUACAGAAGAAGCAGAACCUGCAGCAUUUCUUCAGUGGGUGUUAAAUGAACUUGUGCAGCACAAAAUUCAGCUGAUGGAUAUGAGAUCCGUUCUUAUAAAACCUGUGCAGAGGGUGCUGAAGUAUCCCCUGUUUCUUGAUCGUUUGGUGAGCCAAACUCCUCCAGGACAUGCUGAUUUUCAAGAUUUAGUUGAAGCGAAGACCAAGAUGGCCAAUGUUGCCAAAGAAAUAAAUGAAUAUACAAAAAGGCUUGAUCUAAUCAACAAAUACCGGGGUGCUGUCGAUCAAUCCAUCCAGAGCAAGAUGCAGCGAGUCAGCAUGCAUUCUGUUGCCAAGAAAUCAGCAAGGCUCUCUGCUAUUGUUUCUGAGAAACUUGGCAUUAUGACCACGACAAAAGAUCCAGAUUUUGAUGAGGAAGAGACUAAGUUCCGCUGCGUCCAAAGAGCAGCAUUGGCAUUAGUCCAGGAUGCAGGCAUUGUUCUUCAGGUGAUCAAAGCAAGACAUAAGGCUGAAUUGGAAAUUGCUAAAGCCUUAGUUGCAACAUUAAUUGAAGGUGCAAGAACACCAGCAAUAGAAGCACUUCUGCAAACCACAUUGGAUACAUGCAAUAGAUUAUUGCAUAUGUUUGAAAAUUUCAUAAGCAAGAGAAUCACAUACCCUGCAAGUCAGCUAGUAUCGUUGUGUGAAGUGCCUGAACGUCUGAUAGUGAAGAGGUAUCACAAGUUAUUGGAUUUUGAUAAUGCACAAUACAAGUUAGACCGAAAUAAGGACCCGGCAAGAACACGAAUAUUAGAAGAGGAGCUCUCCCAAGCCAAAGGAACUUAUGAAGCUCUUAACACCCAAUUAAUGAUGGAAUUACCAGUACUCACAAUUGCUGGCACAGAUAUGCUCACUCUGUCAACUCGUUCAUUAGUAGCAGCAAGGAUGUAUUUACAAGGACAUUUAGCUAAGCUUUAUCUCCAACUUGCUCAGGUACCUGGGCUCUUGUACUGUGGUGAGGAAGAAAUGCUUUCGCAGUUUCGUGUUAAAUAUUUACAGCAAGUCGGAGAGUUUCGUCAUCUUAGUUUUAUUCCUGCUGAAUCUCUUCAGCGGUCCUUACCUAGAACCAAGUCUCGUGGAAGGAAAUCUCUUGAUAAUGUUAAAAAUAAUGCUGCAGAGGGUACUAAAAGAAAAGUCCUUAGCAAGUACCCUGCAGAUGUCAUUUAUGUGGUUGCUGAAGUGCACACACCGGGAGAAGUUAUGGAGCUUACUCUUUAUCCAGGUGACCAUGUUGCCUUGCUGAAAAACAAAGAUCCCCUGGGCAAGUCAGAUCGGUGGUUUGUGGAUGAUGGUGAUAACAAAGGAUUUGUGAGAGCCUCUUGCCUCAGACACGUCCAAGGACCUGAGAAUAGAGUGGGAGUGGUGACAGCACUUCCAUCAUCAAUCAGUACGGCAGUUCCCCUUCCAGCACAAGGAAAUCCUCUUGCACCACCAAGGCCAUCUACUCUCCCUCGUGCUGCUCCCACACCACCUUUGCCGGAGCGUCCUCCACGUUAUGAGGACCUCUUUCCUACCAUUGCCUCAGCACCAUCGAGACCUCCCCAGAACACUGGCUAUCCUCGAAAUGAACAACAACCACCUCCACGCUACUCUAUGGGUCAGGAGAUGAACUCUCUCCAUAAUCAGACCCCCCUUCCCAGCAAACCUGGACAUACAGAAUCUCAUGAGGACAGGAAUGGUAGACAAGUUCCUGAAAGUUAUUACAGCCCACCCCUUGACAGACAGCAGUCAAAUGAAUAUAACUCACCAGUAUCAGAAGAAAGUAAUAUAUAUGAAGAAAUUGACCAGGGAAGAGAACAGGCUGAGAAACCUGUAGCUGCUGAAACUGAAGGAAGUCCCAUUUAUGAAGUAAUUGAAGAUGGUGGGAUGCACCAGACUUCGCAUCCUCGAAUGAGUAGUGGAGCCAGCCCUCUUCCUGAACCAAACUGUGAAGAACCUCAGUUCUACUACGCACUAUAUAAUUUUGGUGGUUCUGACAGUACUCAGUUAAAUUUAAGUGCAGGUCAAGUUGUCUUGAUUGUUGAAGCAAAAUCAUCAGAAUGGUGGUUUGUUGAAGAUCGUAAUGGACAUCAAGGUUACGUGCCAGCUUCUUACCUCACCAAAUAUACAUAACAUGGUAGUGUAUUCACAAAGAUUAUGUCUCCUUAGUAUUUAAAAUGUAAAUAUUUUUGUACCUGCAUAUAUUAGUGAUUUUAGGAAAUUAGUGUUCUAGAUUACCAGAAUGUAUGAUCAAAUACCCAUCUAACAUUUUAUGUACUAGUAUUUGGAUAUUUUGUGUUGUAUGAUAGGGAGUAAUUAAUGUCUUUGCAGUGGUGUUAUUGUGUCAGCCUUACAUUGCAUCACAGUAUGUAUCCUAAUUGUAUUGUUAGUGCUUUAUUUGGUGUGUCCUGUUUAAUUAAACACUAAAUUUCCUUAUUAAGAAAUAUUUCUGCUGCCAUAUAUAUAUAAGAAAAGUUUUGUGCUCAAGUAAUUGGGAAGAAUAGAGCUUUUAUAUAUUCAUGGUAGAAGUAAAAAAGCUUAAGUCAGUCUGUCACUUGAUUUAAUUUAUUUAGUAAAUUAUCCAAAGGCAGAAGUUGAAGGAAUGAAGAUUUGACUUACUUAUCUCAGAUGUGUUGAGGUCUUUGUUGCAAAGUAUGUCUUAUCUCAUUUUCAUAGCUUUCCCAUCUUUUACAAGUUAGUUACUGUGUUGUUUCAAACACAGCUUGUGGUAAUUUUUUGUGAUUGUGGUAUACUGUGGAGCCCCAACUACGUAUUCACGUUUCGGGAUUCGCUUACUCACCUAUUUGUGAAUUUUUUGUGGAACUUAACUCCAAAUAAUUUGCAGAAAAUUGGUCUGUUCUCUGAUUUUUUUGUAUUAUUCUUAUUAUCACUAUUCAGUCAGUGAACCCUAUUCAAAUGGAACAAGCCCACAGGGGCCAUUUACUUGAAAUUCAAGCUUCCAAAGAAUAUGGUGUUCAUUAGGAAUAAGUAAGAGGAAUUACUAUCAAGAGAAGCACUGAAAGAAGAGAUACCACUUAUUAAAGAAGAAAUAAUAAAUUAAUAAACACAGUAGAGCAUAUCUAAAAUAUUUGCUAAUUAUUUUUUAUUUUAUUUUCAUGACUAAAUAUGUUUUUUAUGAUAAAAAAAUUAUUUGCAUACUUUAUUAAUUUCAAAUACAUAUUAAUAUUAAUGUAAACACACCAAAAUAUCAAUAAAAUAUAUUUUUCCCUUAAAAAAAUGUUCAGAAACAAUGUACCAAUGCCAAUCCUAUCUACAUUAACAGAAAACAGUAAGAUUUGAAUAUUACUGUAUAAAGGAAAAUGUACUUGACUAAGUACUGUAUAGGGAUAACUUGAUAAGUUUUUGCCUUGAUAAAAGUGCAGUAACAAGUGUAGGAGUGUUCACAUGCACCUGUAAGCCAUACUGUAUAUUUUUAAGAGUAAUAUAAGAUGACUUUGAAAUGAUAUUAUGUAAAUUGAAAUGAUAUUAUGUAAAUUGUAGUAGGAUGAGAUUUCUUUUUGUAGAACUAUCUAAAUAUGUUCUUGUUAUUUGAAUUUAAUUUUCAUGACUAAAUGGUACAUUUUUUAUGAUAAAAUAAAAUAAUGAUUUACUAAUUUUAAAAUAUUAACAUUAAAUGUAAAUAGCAAAAUAUCAAUAACAUGUAUUUUUUUCCGUAAAGAAUGUUUGCUAGACAAAGUACAGAUUUUAAUAACAAAGGUAACGGGAAAGAAAAUGCUGCUUAGGACAUUGAAAUACCUAGGUCCAAUGUGUUAUUUGACAUGCUAUUGGCUGGCAUUUGCCAAGAAGCUAAUCCAGGAGUGCCAUUCAUUUUCCUUGGCGCUGAUUGUCUCGUGGAGACCUGUACAGAGCCCACACCUCUUCCAGUUCACUGCGUAGACCUCAACUUUGUGAGCAUGUUGUUGGGUACCUGUUGUGUACAGUACAGUACUUUGUGUAUGUUUGUGCCUCAUUUUUAAUCUUAAUGUAUCUCUUUUAAUCAUGCCCAAAGAUCCCUCCUAACUGCCCUGCUCCUUCUAAGGCUUCUGGCAAAGUGCCUAAGACCCAGGAGAAUACAGUCAGUCCCCAGGUUACGACGUGUUUGGCUUACGACGUUCCGAGGUUAAGGCGCUUUUCAAUUAUAUUCAUCUGAAAUUAUUUCCGGGGUUACGACGUUUGUUCCAGGGUUACGAUGCCUACCACACUGAUCUGGCAGAAGAAAUAUGAUACCAAAAAUGCAAAAUAAUCAAUAAUUGAAGGUUUUUUUUAUGAAAAAUGCAAUAAGAAUGCAGUUUACAUAGUUUUUAAUGCACCUAAAGCAUUAAAAGUAAGGUUUUCUUAGGAUUUUCCACGAUGUUCCGGCUUGCAACGAUUUUCGGGUUACAAUGCGUCUCAAGAACGGAACCCAUGUCGUAACCCGGGGACUGCCUGUAUCAUGGUGCUCCAGGAGAACGUAAAACGUCUGGAAAUACUGAAGGAAGGGAAAACUUACAUUGCAGUAGCUGCUAUUAUGGUGUGAGUGAGAGUAGUUCCCUCCGGUACAUCAAAAAGAAAGAAUUGGUAGUGCCAAGACUGUUUCCACUGUGUAUGAUUAGAAUAUUGGCAGAUGGAGAGUGCCUUGGCAUUGUGGAUCACGUUGUGCCAGAAGAAUAACAUGCCCCUCGAUUGGAACAUCAUAGGCACGAAAUCUCUACUAGCAGUUUUUGCCUGUUACAGAAGGUGGCAAUGUACAGGAGGCAAACUUCUUAAACUUUGAUGACCCUGCCAAAGAAGAGGAAGAAGUGGGAUCAUCGUCAGCUCCUGAGGGUUUUUGGGCCAGCAAGGGGUGGUUCCACCGUAUCCAGAAGCAGUUCCACCGAAAGUUUGUCUUUCUGCAUGGAGAAAUGGCAUCAGCAGACACUGAAGCAGCUGUGAAAUAUCCUGAGACCUUCAAGGAAAUCAACAGGGAUAAGGGCUGGCAUUUAGAACAGGUGCUCAAUAUGGACAAGACUGGCUUGUUGUGGAAAACAAUUCCUUCACGGACAUACCUUAUGAAGGAUGAAGCCAGAGCCCCCAGGUUUUAAGGCCUAGAUGGGCAGGGUUACCCUCUUCAUGUGUGGCAAUGCUGCUGGCUUCAUGCUGAAGCCAAGGCCUCAUUUACAAGGCUGCAAACCCCAGGGCCCUUAAGAAUAAGAACUAGGACUUGCCACCUGUGUUUUGGAUGCAUAACCCUAUGGCCUGGAUCACCAAAAUCCUUAUAUCUAAUUGGUUAGUGUAAAGCUUCAUCCCUCCAGUUGAGGAUUAUUUCAAUGAUUUGUGUAUGGAGUUCAAGGUGUUUGUGAUAAUGGGUCUGCUGCCCUCCAUCACCUCUCUCCUCCAGCCUAAGGACCAGGACAUGACCUGUGCCUUCAAGGCAUUCUAUACUCAGAACUCCCUCGAGCACCUUGUGACGGCAGUGGACAAUGACAGUGAAUUUAUAUUGAGGGAGUAUUGGUGUAAAUUCAUGAUUGCCACAUGUCUGACCGUCAUUGGCUGAACGUUGAAUCAUAUGAAGAAGGAGACCCUUAAUGAAUGCUGGAAGAAGUUGUGGCUGGAGUGUGUUUAUUAUUAGUAUAAGGGCUUCUCUUCCAAAGAAAUUCAACAUUCAGCCAUUGAUAAGGGAGUCCAAUUGAUGAGGAUGCUUGGUGGAGAAGGCUUUGAUGACAUCACCAAGGAUGAAGUCGGCACCUUCAUUGAUGCCUCUGUGACCCCCUGAUGGACCAGGAUGUGAAAGGGCUGAUGAAGUCUGCCAGUGAGGAACAAGAUGCAGCAGGUUCAGGUGAUGAGAGCCUGUCUUAGGAAUGUCUGUCACAAAUUUUAAAGGAAACCAGAUAGCUGCAGGAGAUGACUGAGGCAUGGAAUCCGUAUAUGGAACGCUCCUUAAAGUGUUCAAAUGCCCUUGAUACAUGCAUGGCACCCUAUAAUAACCUUCUCUUUACCAAGAAGGAGCAGCUACAGCAGGUUCCUACCACUAUGUUUCUCAAGCUUGUGAAGAAGGACCCUCCAAAGCCUCCUGAAGCCCUUAAAGAAGGGCAAUUGGUAGGCAAAGUGGAUGAAAAAGGGGAAGAGGCUCCCUCAGAGGAUAUAUAACUCCUCUGCUUUACUAUGCAGUCAUAUCUCCAUCAUCAUUCAUCAGACUGCACAGCUAAUUUAUCCUCAUCUUUAGUCAACAUCUUAAACUUCUCAUUAUUUUGAAUAUUUUCUCAAUGUAUGUAUAUUUAAAUAAUUAGGUACAGUACAGUCCUUAACUGCUUCCUGUACUGUACUUGAGAAUGUACCAAUGUCACAAAAUAGUAAGGCUUGAAAGAAAAUGUAGUGCCUGAAUACAGGGAUGAUUUGAUUAGUUUUCACCUUUGUAAGAGUACAGUAACAGUUGUAGGAGUUUUCACACACAGCUGCAAGCCAUAUAUUUUUGAGGAUACAAAAUGUUGCAAGAUGACUUGAAAUUAUAUUAAAGUGUUUUAGGAUGAUAUAGUUUAAGGUAUACAUUGGUGUUUGAACUAUUAAAAUAGGCAGUAAUCAGCAUUUUUAGAGGGGUGUCUCCAGUAUUUGCAAAUUUUAGCUAGUCAUGGGUGGUUGUGGUCCCUAACCCCUGCAAAUAUCAGGUAUCCACUAUAUAUGAAUAUUAAAAAGUAAUUUUUUAUACCCACAACAUCAGUAUAUUUCAAGAAACGUUUUUGUUAUUCUUUAUUUGCAGUGAUGAUAAUUCAUAUUUGGUUUUCAAUUUUUUUUCUAAACUAUCCAGUAAUGUAAAUGAUAUAAUUAUUUGCCAGUUGUUUGUUAUAGUAAAUCUUCUUAAACAUUGAAUAGCAGUCAUUUUCUAUAGAUGAGAAAUGGCAUAUUUAUCACUGGAAGCAAAUUUAUUGCAAUUAUCAGUUAAUUUUGGUGCUGGAAAUAAAUGUUUUGAUAAUAAUUUGUUUUACCAUGCUUUCACUCAAAGAUUGUUAAUACUUAAUUUUACAUAAUAAUAUCUGUAGUACUCAUAUUUCUUCAAAUCUAUUCCUGCAUCACAGAUAGUACAUGGGUUUGUAUGUGAUAUGGAAGUGGGUUCCUCCUAUUUUUUUAUGAAAUUUCAAGAUUGAGAGAUAGCAUUUGACAGAUGUUUAUGUUUCAUGAAAAUUAAGUUUAUUAAUAUUUUUUUUAUUAUAUAUAGAAAAUUUGUUUGAAAUUUAUUGCUUUAUUUGGCCAUUCUGGGACUUUUCACAUUUUUAUAUAUCACAGACUUGGAAAAAUUAAAGUAUACUAACAGAAUUCCAGUAACCAUCUUAUGAUUGAAUGGUCUGUUGGUAUGUGGAUUUGCAGUACUGUACAUUGCUACACAAAACUUAUUUCAUGAUAAUUUGCUACACAAGGCUUUAUUCCAUGAUAGUUGCAAGUACAGUAUUGUAUGUACAAGGUUUUGUAACAAAAGCAUUUAGGUACAGUAUUUUUUAUUGAGAUAGCUUUUUUUAUGAAACUUUAGUUGUCAUUAUGUUGUAAAGUUAAACCAAAUGUUGCAUUUGUGGUAUAUAAACUUGAUUUCAGUAUCCAGUUGAUCAUCAGUGAGGGUCCUGUAUAAUUAUUACUUUAUUGGACUCGAUUUGUUGUAGUACUUCUAAGAAGUAGUGAUUAUUGCAUUUGAUUGCAUAGGGUCGAUGGACAUGCAUGAACAUCCCAAUUUUAGCAAUGAAUUUUCAGAACUUCUGACUUUCGUUGUACAUUAAUAUUAUUAUAUGUUCUUAGCCUUACAUACAAAAUUGAGUGCUGAUCCAUUGGGAGGAUUGUCAGGGAGCAGGAAGAUGGUUACUUGUUCUGAGGGAGUGUCAUAUCAGCUUCCUGGAGCUUUUGGCUGUUUAUCCAUCUUAGAAUAUUGAAGCCUCCAUAAAAGAUCCAUAUUUUGUUGGUCCUAGACAAAUGACUGCAAGUCUUGUAAUAUUUAGAGGUUGGGCUCACACUCAGCCCUUCUCAAGUCAAUAAUUCCCAACAUGUUUCCACUUCCAAAAGUAGACCGUUUGCCAUAUUCACGAAGUAUUAACUUCCAGUGUGUGUAUCUGAAUCUGGAUUGUCAGGCAAUAAAAAGAGAUGCAUUAUUAUAAGAAUAGAGUGAAUGGAGGACACUACUCUUUGCUGCAUUGUCCCAGAUUUUAAAGACUUUGAACUAUCUGCUGGCGCUCUGUGGGACUGCUUACCUAGUGGCCCCAAAUGGCUGAACAAUCAUUGGUUCUGUUUGCUUUAAGAAUGGGCGAGAGAAUAGAUUCCAUUACUGUCUACUGUUCUAUCACAGACAGGAGGGAAAGUCCUCUAUGCAGCCUCCUUUCUAAGCUGUGAUCUUCACAUGUUGAUUUUUUAAAAUAUGGUCUUCUGUGAAGAUUAUUUACCUAACAUUGUCCAUAUGGAAAAUGUGGUUAGAUUAGUACCUCCAUCAUACUGAAACCCCAGACCUGGCAUCUAAUGAGGAAGAUAGCCAACAUAAGCACUGUUUUCAUGUCUAUGCGAAUAGGAUGAAGGAAAAAUCUAGGUAGUUGCUGUUACAGGAGAUAGAGCCCUUUUGUCCUGAAUCUUUUACAUUCCAUCACUGCCAACAAGCACCAUUCUGGCUGAGAACAACUAUAAGAGAAGUCUUAGAUUGGUUGGUCUGCCUUGGAAGACCAUGAGAGUGUAACUCUUUCGAGGACUCACAGGAGUUUCCAAAAAUAGGUUUUUCCUGCAUCAAAACCUGUGUUUUCAUCUGUAUGUUGAGCUUACGUGUAUUUUUAAAAGCUAUAAAUUUAAUGCCACGUGUGAACCAGGCCUAGCUGUGAUUAUGCUCUUGUUUAUCUUUUGACUAGAAUUUAGUUUAAAUGAAUGGGUAAUAAUGAUGAUGAUAACAAUUCUAAAUGAUACAAUGAUAAAUAACAUUGUAGUUGGAUAGGUAGAAGGGCCAGCAAUCUAAAAUUGCAUGUAGUGCUUCCCUUUGUAUAUAAGAUACAAAGAUAUUUUUGGGUUAAGAAUUGAAUCCUGUAGGCCAUUAAAUGUUCCUGUUUAUCAAGGUACUUGUGCUUUAUUGAUACACUGAGUUUCAAACAUCACUACCAGCCACUUCUUGUAUUUUAUAUCUUAGUUUUUGAUGUACAGUACUGUGAUUCAUUAUUGGGCCUGUUGAGAAAGUCGGUUUUUCACAUAUGAAUUUGUUAGUUUUGCCUCGUCUUAAUGGAUCCCAGGAAGGAUUUUGCACUAAUAGACCUGAAAAUUCUAUAGAACUGAUAUUUUGAAAUGAUAAAGUUUUACAGUUAAUUUAUCCUACUGAGCACUUUAAACAUUCUACACUCCUGAGGUAGUUUUGCAACUGUGCUUUUAAAAAUGCAAUUAGAUGUUUUAAUCUUGUAAGUUAACAUAAGUAUACUAGUGUAACUUAAAUUUUGCUAACGUAUUACAUAACUGACAAGAUCAUAUAAACUUUACUUGCAAAUGAUUUAUUCCUUUUAACUAUAUAGUUGUCAUGGUUUGAUUGUCUAGUUUAUAUGUUUGAGUAUUUGUCAUACUAUACAGUAAAUUUAUAGAAUUAGCUUCAUUUCCAGCCUGUUCAUAUCCUUAUAUCCUAUACUCAAGAACUGUUUGACAAGAGGUACUCCUGCAUGAUCUUAUCAUUGUAGAUAGUUUCAAAUCCAUUCAAUGUAUUUGGGAAAUAAUCUGAAUCAUUACUCAGCUGUAGGCUGUAGUGUUGAGGACAUAAGAUAUUAGAAAAAGUUCCUUAGAAUUUGCAAAGUAUUAAUAACAUCCUCUGCUUGAAUGAAGUUUUGAAUAUUUUAGUUUAACAGUGUAUACCAUAAAACCUCCCCAAGUGAGUGAAAGGCAUCAUUAGUUCAGUUUUAUAGCAGAAACUGUAGGCUUCCUCUACAUUGCAGGUGAGACUCAAAUGCUUGAAUUUAUAUACCAAAAGCUUUUAUGAAAACAUUGUUCUAAAUAGUUGUAGAGAUUCUGUAAGUCUAGAAAUUUAAUAUUGCCAGCUUUUUUUAUAUCUGAGCUACCAUAGUUUCUUAUGUCAAAGAUGCCCCUUAAUUUUGACUAGGAAAAUUGUGAAAAAAAGAAAAGAAAUAAGGGUACACAGUUUCAUGAGUUGAUGGAUUUGGUUGGUGCACUGCAUGCACCAAAGUCUCAAUUUUUAGAAGUACCAACACUUUGGAUGGUACAAUAUAUUGGUUAUUGAAGAGUUUUGAUUUUGUAUAAAAAUACUGUAUUCCAGCAAAAAUGAAAAACUUUAACAGAUUGUUAAAAAGGCAUUUGGGAUAAGCUGCUCAGCAAUAUUUUAUAAGCCUUCAGUGUUUCAGCAUGUGAAAAUGGAUGUAGCUACAGCUGGUGUAGUAUUUUAAGAUUCAGGUGAUAUUGUAUGUAGCUCAUGCAGCAUUUUUUUUAUCUGAGCCUAAGAAAACUUAACAACACCCACCAGGAAAUAUUACAAAUGCGAAAUAACUUUUUAUUGCAUAGUUAUGUUGUGUAAAAAUGCCACAAAAACAUGACAUCUCAAAUAGAACAAGAUAAAAGUAGAGUAAAGAUGAAGUCAGUGCAAUAUAUAUACAGUAGUAUCUCCUGUGUCUGCAUUAAUAGAGCAAAAGCCCUUUCUGAUUAUGAAAAUUUCAACAAAUGUCCAAUAAAACUCUACAGAUGUAAAACAGCAACUCCAUGCCCUUACUCCCCCUACCUUGUCUGCAAAAUUGUUAAUGCUAAAUGUGGUUUAAACAACAAUCACACUAAAAACGUGAUGUGAAGGGCGAUUUCCCAGCUAAUUUUCCCUUAUUUGUAACAAAAUAUACUUUGUGCAAAAAAUAA
Molecule: messenger RNA, 15027 nt
Organism: Macrobrachium nipponense
Lineage: Eukaryota; Metazoa; Arthropoda; Malacostraca; Decapoda; Palaemonidae
Product: dynamin-binding protein-like
Exons: 23
Coding region: 976-6360 (1794 amino acids)
Cellular component (GO): cytoplasm
Molecular function (GO): guanyl-nucleotide exchange factor activity; protein binding
Source: RefSeq, a predicted model, not a curated record